Messenger RNA from Lasiosphaeria miniovina, 1269 nucleotides. RefSeq lists its product as uncharacterized. The annotation marks the transcript as partial. The record is from RefSeq and is a predicted model, not a curated record. The transcript has a single exon. NCBI's taxonomy places the organism in Eukaryota, Fungi, Ascomycota, Sordariomycetes, Sordariales, Lasiosphaeriaceae.
AUGUAUACAAGACAGCUUAUCGAGGCGACAGCUGCGCCCGAGGAGGAUCCUUGGGUGGUAGCCCAAACAAUCGGGACUUUCCUGGGUCUGUUUGCAAUUGGUCUUGCCGUGGCCGCCCUUUUGAUUGAGCGAGCGCGGCGCGUUCGCGAACACGACGAGCGGCGCUUUACGUCCACCCCAGCAGCCGUCGGUUGCUUCCACACCAAACAAGUGCAUUGGAUCCCUGCCCUUUUCGGUCGCCAAACUGCCGAGCUCAAGGUGCCGACCAUCUCGGGCCUUAUUGAGGAAGGCGAUCGGGCCAGGUGGACGAGCAGUUCUCUCGACCUCGCCUUUGAGAGCCAUUCGGACCAUACGUGGGUGACGCUAUACGAAUCUAUCCUGAGCUUCAUCGCCUCCCGCGCUCCUUCAGACCAGUGGCCAGAGGACUGGAGAGCCGACAAAUACGUUUGCCGCUUUCUCCGUCGAGUCGGCUCUGCUGAGCACGAUAACCAUGUCAUAAAGCCGGAGUCGUUCGCUCGAUACCUAGACGCGCACGAGACGAAGAAGUUGGUGUCUACAUGUCGGGAACUUCAAAAACCGCCGCGCCCGCGGCAACAAGACCAGUUACCGAAUGCCACUGUCGCCAGGAGUAAAAAAAGAAAAACCAAAACGGGCCUCUGCCGACUCACAUCGACCUGGAUCGUCCGCGGCCGGGCGUGCAUACGAGUGACACGAGAAGAGCUCGCUGCGCUGGCCAUAAUUACUGGCAUGGUCUUUACGCGUCAAGACCGAUCUCUUUAUCUGUCUGGCUUUGGCGGCUUUGGUCUUUCGCUUGACGUCAGCCAUGCCGAGGCGUCGUGGUCGGCGGCGCUGGUUCAGGGGCCGCGGCUGCCGCGGCACGCACCUUCGCUGGGUGCCGGCUACACGACUCUGAUGGCCAAGCACUUAGCGUGCGGCAGCAUCCCGUUCGCGCAGAACAGGGACUGGGUUAUCUCUGUAUACGUCACCGACGAGGUCCUCACGGCUAUCCAGGAGGGAGGCAAUAUAAUCGACAAGCGUGCGUUCGGCGGCGACUCUCUCGAGUUCCUCCGCCGACUCCCCGGCGAUAAGCUCAUUGAUGCCUUGUACGGAGUAUACGGAGGCGCAGACGUGCAAAAGUCUCCCGGCCCGAGCUUCGGGGCAAUCCUCCAUGCCGACCGCGAAACGGAGCUCGGUAAGUGGCCGCACGCCGUCGCGCAGAUCGCGUUCGGCGGCCUUGUGCCACAAGCGAAUCCCAAUGUCGUCGAGGCC